GCACUUACAAUACUAAUUUGUAUGGUAGUACAAUACUAAUUUGUAUGGUAGUAUUAAAGCAAAUAUUAUUGAUUUCAUAUAAUCAAAUAACCAUGCAUUAGUAGAAGUAGCUGUACAAGCAGUUUAUCUCUUAAGACACUUUUCAAUGUUGAUACAACAUAGUUGUAUUUUAAAUGCUUAAGAAUAAAAUAUUCAUAUUUUUGCAAAAUGUAAAAUGUUUCCUUCUUCUAUUGGACUCAGCUUGGGUCACACCUUGGAACUCCUAUUUGAAAAAGGACAAAAUAAGGAGUUUAAUGGCAGUGUGGUCAUUUGUCGCCAUCUAGUGGUCAGACAAACAAAUGGCCAGUAUUAGCGGUGUAAUCUUUUUAUCUUCUGAGGGCUUUUCAGCUGAGGCUACUUCAAGGGUUUUUCUCAGGAAGAUGCGGACUUGUUUGAUGAGAUCUUGUAGACUAGUUUGUUUAGCAUUGGUCGCCCCUUUUUAUUUGCUGCAGUUCAUUGGACUGCGCAGUUUAUACAAACGCGUAUUCCCCUUCCUCGCAAACACGAUAACAAUUACUUACAAUGACAAAAUGCACAAUUUCAAGAGGGAACUCUUUCGAAACCUCGCGAGGUUCGCGAACGCAGACGGUUCGCUUCGGUUGCUGGAGAUCGGCUGUGGCAGCGGAGCAAACUUUAGGUAUUACCCGUACGGCUGCGCGGUGAUCUGCACUGAACCCAACCCGCACAUGGAGCCGUACCUGCGUUUGAGCAUGGACGCAAAUCAGCACCUGACUUAUGAGGAGGUUUUAGUUCUUCCAGGUGAGGACCUGAGGGACGUUCGGGACGAAUCGGUGGACGUUGUGGUCUGCACGCUGGUGCUGUGCUCUGUGAACGAUGUGGGAAGAGUCCUGCAGGAGGCCCGACGCGUUCUCAGACGUGGAGGAGCUUUGUAUUUUCUGGAGCAUGUGGUCUCUGAUCCCUCCACGUGGACAUACUUCUGUCAGUAUGUGUUUGAGCCUCUGUGGUACCUCCUGGGGGAUGGCUGCACAGUUACCAGGGCAACGUGGAGAAACCUGGAGGCGGCUGGCUUUGCUGAACUUCACCUAAGACAUAUAGAGGCUCAAGAAGUUUCUUUAAUGAUUAGGCCACAUAUUAUGGGAUAUUCAAUUAAAUGAAACAUAUGAACCCUUUUCUUGGUUCUAUACUUAAUAUAUUAAUUUCUUCAUAUUUAGUUUACUGCUUUCUAACUUUUCUAGUAAAGUUUUUUUUUUUUUUUUUUUAUCAGUAAGACUGUUAUGGCACAGAUCUAUUUCUAAAGCUUUUCUUACUUGAUAAACAUCAGACAAACACGCUUUCUACUGAGUGAAAAUAUAUUUAUUUACUCACCGAAUCAGCAACAUUUCAUAUGCUCUUUGUUUUUCACUCCCCAUCCCCCCCAAAGAUGUACAAAUAAAUAUUAACUGGA
This is a messenger RNA of Cyprinodon tularosa, 1444 nucleotides long. RefSeq names its product methyltransferase-like protein 7A. The record is from RefSeq and is a predicted model, not a curated record. The transcript has 2 exons. The coding region runs from base 339 to 1154 and encodes 271 amino acids. Lineage: Eukaryota; Metazoa; Chordata; Actinopteri; Cyprinodontiformes; Cyprinodontidae. Gene Ontology annotation, molecular function: S-adenosylmethionine-dependent methyltransferase activity.